This is a messenger RNA of Beauveria bassiana ARSEF 2860, 2520 nucleotides long. RefSeq lists its product as uncharacterized. The transcript has 2 exons. NCBI's taxonomy places the organism in Eukaryota, Fungi, Ascomycota, Sordariomycetes, Hypocreales, Cordycipitaceae. The record is from RefSeq and is a predicted model, not a curated record. The coding region runs from base 1 to 2520 and encodes 839 amino acids. Gene Ontology annotation, molecular function: transmembrane monodehydroascorbate reductase activity.
AUGGCGCCGACACCAGAUGAGCUGUCGGCCCCCGGCUCUGCCAGCUAUGCCUCCGACACGAUGAACGUGGGAGAUGGUACCUGGGUCUUUGACAAGAAUACCUUCUUGCUUCCUAAUUUGCAGGGUGUCAACUUCGACACCAUGCGCUACAAUGGUAUGGGCAAUCGCUUCUCAACCUUUGUCGGCUACCACAGUAUCAUUUUGGCGCAUGCAGUCAUGGCUGCACUGGUAUUCCUACUCAUUGUGCCCUUCUCCGUCAUGACGAUCCGCUUCUACGACAGAAACCCCGGCCGCGCCGUUGUCUACCACGGCCAGCUACAAGUUUUGGCCAGUCUUAUGCUACUAGUAAUUUUCAUCCUAGGUUUCUUCGCGGUUGGCCCCAGCAGAAACCUCUCAAACCCACACCACGGUAUUGGAGUCGCCAUUUUCGUGCUCUUCAUUCUCCAACUCGUCGGCGGCCGUCUGGUGCGAAACAUUUCAAAGUCACGCUCUUUACGCAUAAUGAUCCAUCAAUGGUCCGGGCGCGCCAUUGGCCUUUUGGGUAUUGUUCAAGUUCCGUUGGGCUUGACUCUCUAUGGCUCGCCCAAGUAUCUCUUUAUUCUCUAUGCGCUCUGGAUGGCAUUUCUGUUUCUGCUAUACUUCAUCCUCAGCUAUCGUCGUGCUGGUCACCGUGACUACUACAUGGGAGGCGGAGCCAGAUCCGAUGGCGGAAGAACUCGCCUGACCGAAUCUGAGUACCACUCUGAGCACAAGCCGAACGACAACAGCAAACUCAAAUGGCUAGGCCCUCUCGCUGCAGGUGCUGGCCUGUGGGCAUUACUGCGCAAUCGAAACAAGAAGCAGGACCGUGAGCGGAGUCGAUCGCCAUCCUCUUAUAGGACUCGUACCGAUGCGUAUUCCUCGUUUUACUCGCAUGGCCAGUCCGAGAGAUUUUAUGACGACAAGGACUCGGAACCACCUCAGCGAAAAAGCAGUGGCGGGGGAUUCUUGAAGGUGUUGGGUGGCGUCGCAGCGGCCGUCGGAGCAGGAGGUCUGGCGGCCAAUCUCAUGAAGAAGAGAAACAACAGAGACGAGGAAUACUCCGCAGUAUCCACAGAAACCCCUCGUCGUCACCGUAGUGGACGCGGUGCACGAAGCGACUAUAGCAGCGAGUACACCGACUAUACUCCCACGCAGACGUCUCUGCUACCGCCGUCAGCAAAGCCAGCCAACACGUACACCACAAGAACAGGCACCACAAGAACAGACGAUACAGGAAGACCUACAACGCCAUAUUCAUCCGUCCCGCCGCGUCGCGACUAUGAUGAUUCAGAAUAUUCUUCUUAUGUCAGCCCUUCCCACAGAAGACAACCGGAAAACUCUGGAGGUGGAGGCCUAGGCAAGGGGAUCCUUGGCGGACUCGGUAUGGGGUGGAUUGCCAAGAAACUUGCGGAUAGGCGUAACAAGAAGCAAGAGGACCGCUUACGCGAAGAGGAAGAUAUGCGCGCUGGAACCAGUGUCUCUCGCUUCACCGGUGACGGCUAUCCUUCUCCUUCGCGACGGGAUUCGAGGCGACCCCCUCCUAUUCGUCGUCAAACAGGGUAUGGCCCGCCUCAAGGCACAGAAACUGCGUUCAGUGAGAUGACUGAAUCAUCUAUUGAUCAUCCACCCCGAGUUGGUGCGCGAUCUGGUAGUAUUCAACCAGUACCUAUGCCGUCUCAGCCACCUAGAUCUGGCGGCCGCCAUGACUCAGAACUGGCUUCGAUGCCGCCCAUGCCAGCAGAUCCUCAUGGGAUAUUACAUUCGGGGCCCGAAACUUCAUAUGUGUCUGGGGAUGCAUCACCGCCACAGCGAAGACCUUCAGAACGUCGCCGAAGAGCCGGAGAGCGAGCAGCCGCUGCUGCAGCCGCUCGUGCUGGUAGUCUGGCUGCGAAUGAAGGGAGAGGCCAUCGUGGCGACAGAGACUUGGAUAGGGAUCGCUAUGCGUCUCCAAGUAGUCAACCAGUCAGCGUCAAAGUCAAGGUCCAUGAUGACCGUGAUCGAAAUGUGACACUGAGGCGAUUGACAGAGGAAGAGGCCAUGGCCACUCGAGGCCGUCGCGAUUCUGAAAGCAGCAUCUCCGAAAUCGAGUCUCCCAGUAACGGACGUGGGUAUCGCCGAGCCGCCGCAAACUCACGCGCGGCAGCGGAGCGAGAAGCAGAGCGCCGAGUCGAAGAGCAAGACAAACUGGCGCCUUUAUCGCCGCCCAGACCUGCUUUUGCAAAGGGUCGACGUGGUGGCAAGGACUCUGCCUAUUAUUCUGGCGGGGCAGCUGGGCCAGGGGGAUCAACAGCCGCACACGGCCAAACAGUGUCGAGUCUGGGCUCGCAAGGUACACAUGGUACCUGGAGCGGUAUGAGCGGCGUGCCGUCUCCCGGAGACGGUGGCGGCGAUGGCGCGAGCGAAUCCGCAGCCGCAGACAAUAGGCGACGCCGGCGAAUGGAGCGGAGAAGAGGUAGUAGUGCCGCGAGGCCGCCUGCGGGAGCAGACAUGUUUAACUAG